Danaus chrysippus (African queen) is the source of this 606-nucleotide messenger RNA. The record is from the annotation of a GenBank genome assembly. Lineage: Eukaryota; Metazoa; Arthropoda; Insecta; Lepidoptera; Nymphalidae.
AUGGCAACGUUAAAGUCUGAUUUGGAUGAGUACUUAUUACAAAAUGAAAAUCGACGCAGCUACAAAAUAAGUUUACCAUUUUCUACUCCAAGUUUCUUCUCCCGAAGUAAUGAUGAGACGCCAACAAGUACUAGCACAACAAGCACAUGGUUUGAAAAUGUUCAAAAAGAAUAUUUCACUUUGAGCCGAACACAACGUUUCAUGGGAUUUGGAAUAUGUCUAUUUUUUGGCUUUCUUUGUUUUAUAUUAUCAUUUUUAUACAUACCUGUACUACUUUUACAAGCAAGAAAGUUUGCCCUCCUGUUUUCUUUGGGUAGUCUUUUCUUCAUUCUUAGUUUCAGUUUUCUGUAUGGGCCGUGGUCUCACUUGAAGUCUUUAUUCACCAAAGAAAGAGCGCUAACCACCUCUCUUUAUGGGUUUACACUCUUUGCAACAUUAUACUGUGCAUUGCAUUUACAAAGCACUCCGCUGACUGUGAUCUGUGCCGUCGGUCAGGUGUUAGCUUUAAUGUGGAUGAUGCUGGGCUCCAUCCCGGGAGGCUCGUCGGGAAUGAGAUUCUUUGGAAGCAUGUUUAAGUCCUCCGUCUCAAAUACAUUGCCUAUAUAA